This is a messenger RNA of Thlaspi arvense, 3288 nucleotides long. The record is from the annotation of a GenBank genome assembly. NCBI's taxonomy places the organism in Eukaryota, Viridiplantae, Streptophyta, Magnoliopsida, Brassicales, Brassicaceae.
UUAAAAAUUAGCAGAACAUUUCGUUAUUUUAUUUUAUUUUUAUUAUAUAAUUCCGGGGACCAGCGAAGCUCUCUAGCAUUCUCAAUUUUUCUUCGUUUUUCUCCCGACGAAAACUAGGACCAGAUAAAACUCUCUACUUUUUGACUUGUACUUCACUUUCUUAGGCUUAUUCGUCGGUGUUUUGCUUUCUGUUUCGGUAACAAGCUUGGAACGAGCCUGAACCAGGAUGGACGGCGACGGCGACGGCUCCGGCAGACUUAUCGGCGCCGAGAUUCAUGGAUUCCAUACCUGGCAAGAUCUUGAUUUCCAGACAAUGUUGGAGGAAGCAAAAAGCAGGUGGCUCCGGCCAAACGAGAUCCACGCAGUACUCUCCAACCCUAAACACUUCACCAUCAAUGUCAAACCAGUGAACUUACCAAAUAGUGGCAGGAUUAUAUUGUUCGAUCGUAAGAUGUUGAGGAACUUCAGAAAAGAUGGCCAUAACUGGAAAAAGAAAAAAGAUGGAAGGACAGUUAAAGAAGCUCACGAACACCUGAAAGUUGGUUACGAGGAACGGAUUCAUGUAUACUACGCGCACGGUGAAGAUAACACUACCUUUGUUCGAAGGUGUUAUUGGUUACUAGAUAAGGCUCGAGAGAACAUCGUCCUUGUACAUUACCGUGAUACUCAGGAGGUUUGUUCUCAACUCACUCUUGUCUUGAAAUGGGAUGAUGCUCUCUUCCGACAUUAUAUAGUCAUGGCAGCUACGACAUCAGGGGAAUCAAACUCUCCAAUCUCUGUCUCUAAUCAUUCAUCCCCAAAGCUUGUGGCACCUGAAGAUAUUGAUUUUAACGCUGAUAACUCUCGUUAUCUAGUAAGAAACAACAGUCGAGUUGUUAGAAAUGACGAGACUAGGCUUCAUGACAUCAAUACGCUUGAUUGGGAUGAGCUGCUAGUACAAACUGGUCUUAACAACCAAUCUGAACCAAUCGUAGAUGAUUUGUCAUACUUCACAGAGCAGCUCCAAAAUCCUGCAAACGGCUCUGCAGAGCAUGUGAAUGUGACAGUGGCUGAUGAAUCUCUUGAUGCUUUGCUUAACAAUGGUCCACACAGCCGAGAGAGUUUUGGACGGUGGAUGAAUUCAUUCAUCGGAGACUCUAAUCAUUCGCUGCAGGAUCCUUCCUUUGAAGCCAUGGCUACACUUGAGCAGGAUCCAAUAGCUCCUCAAGCUUCAUUUCAUCCUCACUCCAACAACGUACCUGAGCAAGUCUUCAACAUAACAGAGGUUUCACCUACUUGGGCCUAUUCGUCAGAGAAAACAAAGAUUCUGGUGACCGGGAUCUUGCACAACAGCUAUCAACAUCUCGGAAGUUCAAACCUUUUCUGCGUUUGCGGCGACUCGUGCGUCCCUGCGGAAUAUGUCCAGGCGGGUGUCUACCGUUGCUUCAUACCUCCGCACUCGCCUGGCAUGGCGAACCUCUAUCUCAGUGCAGACGGGAACAAGCCAAUAAGCCAGUCUUUCAGCUUCGAACACCGUUCAUCCCCAGUUUUUGGUAAGACCGUCGUCCCUGAAGACGAUCAAGAAUCCAAAUGGGAAGAGUUUGAGCUCCAAGUCAGGCUCGCUCAUCUUCUCUUUACCUCUUCCAACAAACUCAACGUUCUCUCGAGCAAGGUCUCGCAUGUAAACCUGCUAGACGCUAAAAAGCUCGCCAGCAAAACUUCUCAUCUCUUAAACAGCUGGGCUUAUCUGAUCAAGUCCGUUCAAGGGAACAAGGUCUCGUUUGAUCAAGCGAAAGAUCAAAUCUUUGAGCUUACUUUAAAGAACAGGGUUAAGGAAUGGCUAAUGGAGAAAGUGCUCGAAGGUCGCACCGCUCUCGACUACGACUCCAAAGGCCUCGGUGUGAUCCACCUCUGUGCCGUUCUUGGAUACACUUGGUCGAUCCAGAUGUUCUCAUUGUCAGGUUUGUCGUUGGAUUUCCGUGAUAAGCAAGGAUGGACUGCUCUUCAUUGGGCAGCAUACUACGGGAAGGAGAAAAUGGUGGCUGCUCUUCUCUCUGCUGGAGCUAAACCGAACUUGGUGACAGACUCGAGAAAGGAUAAUCUCGGCGGAUGCACGGCGGCUGAUCUUGCGCAGCAGAACGGGUUCGAUGGCUUAGCUGCUUAUCUUGCUGAGAAAUGUCUGGUGGCUCAGUUUAUAGACAUGAAAAUCGCCGGAAACAUUAGUGGAAACCUUGAGGCUUGUAAAAGUGAGAUGUCGAACGGAGGCGCUCUCCCCGAUGAUGAGCAGAAUCUCAAGGACGCUCUGGCUGCAUACAGAACAGCCGCAGAGGCAGCGGCUCGGAUCCAGGGAGCGUUUAGGGAAAAGGCGUUGAAGGCGGCGCGGUCAAGCGUGAUCCAGUUUGCCAACAGGGAAGAAGAGGCGAAGAGCAUAAUAGCGGCGAUGAAGAUCCAGAGCGCGUUCCGGAAAUACGAUACGCGCAGGAAGAUUGAAGCGGCUUACCGGAUUCAGUGUAGGUUUCAAACUUGGAAAAUGCGAAGAGAGUUCUUGAAUAUGCGGCGUCAAGCAAUUAGGAUCCAGGCUGCUUUCAGGGGAUUACAGGCAAGGAGGCAGUACAAGAAGAUACUAUGGUCGGUAGGAGUGUUGGAGAAGGCAGUUUUCAGGUGGAGACAAAAGAGAAAAGGGUUAAGAGGACUCCAAGUGAGCCAAGCUGAAGCAGAGGAGGAUCCUCCUGGUGAGGCAGAGGAAGAUUUCUACAAGACGAGCCAGAGACAAGCAGAAGAGAGGCUCGAGAGAUCUGUAGUAAAGGUCCAAGCCAUGUUCAGGUCUAAGAAGGCUCAACAGGAUUACAGGAGGAUGAAACUCACUCAUGAAGAAGCUCAGUUGGAGUACGAGUGCCUGCAAGAUAUUUGAUCAAAAUGGCUAUGGAGAGAGGUGAAUCCAAGAGAAGUUAAUAUUGAUAUGGUGUUGAUCUGUAAAUUAAGUGAACGGAAAAGGCUACUUUCGACGUUCCCCGAAACUGGUUUAAGUAUUACAUAACUAGGCCAAUCUCUGUUUUGGUUGGUGUAUGGCUGGGAAAAUAAGAAACAAAUUUAACGCAUAGUAGAUAGAUACUAGAUAUAGCUAUAUGUCUAGUUCUAUAAUUGGGUUCCUCUGUGACCCGUUCUCUAAAUCUAGACUUUGCACGCUUGUAGAAUACAACUGCUGUAUAAAAGUAUUCCUAAAUUGGAAGUCAUGUCAUGUCUGUAUCUCUUUUGAAGUACAUAAUGGCCAGAAAGUGAUUUCAAUUAUAGAAGAAUCUUCCAAAGUCC